Molecule: messenger RNA, 4164 nt
Organism: Tigriopus californicus
Lineage: Eukaryota; Metazoa; Arthropoda; Copepoda; Harpacticoida; Harpacticidae
Product: pecanex-like protein 4
Exons: 1
Coding region: 42-4061 (1339 amino acids)
Cellular component (GO): membrane
Source: RefSeq, a predicted model, not a curated record
UCUCAGGCAUGACUGAGCCCAGUUAACUCGGUGGGGAAAUAAUGUCUACGGACGUUCCCCUAUUGAACGACUACAAACGAACAUUUGUUCGGAACCGCCUCCUCCAGACGUUUACCGGGGGACUCCGUUUGACCGGGUGCCCCUGGUAUGGAGUGGUGGGACAAAUAGUGCUUUUCAUCAUUCCAUCUGUGGCCAUAAGCGUGUUUUACAUAUUUAGAGACUGGCAACAUUCAGGCUGGGGGCGUGCCAUCGCCUAUGUGAUAUGUGGAACGGCUAUCUUUCUGUAUGGAAUCAUAUUGCAGGCUUUAGCGCAUUUCAUUGAGAAACGAGCAGAAGCUGCCCGAGGAAAUGCAGUUUCAGAAGUUGUUGACCCUUUGGGUCAAACCCAGUCCUCCCGCCCAAAAUUUGACUUCAUGGAAGACGAGGAUAGAGUGGUGCUGGAUGGUUGUUGUGGACUAGCUUGUUGGAAGUUCCUCAUUCCCAAGAAGAAAUACCGGUUUAACAUAUUUUUUCACCCUUUAUUGGGCGGGCUCACCACUGGCCUUGGGUUAUACUUUUUAAGACUGGGCAACGUCCAGGAUAUUUUCGAGGGAACUCAUCGUUCUGUGCUUAUCAUCAUUUUCGGAUGGUUUGCAAUAGUGAACGCUUUAUACGGGCUUUUGACUAAUCCACCUCCAGAGAUUGCGACUUUCCGGGCCUUGGAAAUCUACGAAAUUGGAUGUCUGUCCCGGCCGUUCCACGUCCUGUUUCUCAUCUUACCUCAAAUCAUUCUCGAUUACUUGGUGGAAAAUGGCCCUUUUGGCGGGAUCGACCGCUAUUGGUACGGAUCUGAGCCGUGGAUUGGGCUCAACUAUGUGUCUCACAUCAUGCUCGCAGCAAUGCCUUUGCUGUGGUUCUUGGGCCUCUUUCCGAAUGUUGAGGCAUUCAUAUUUUGGUUUGGUGAACAGCUGGAAAUAUUUGUCCUGGGAGGAUCUGCCUCCUAUAAUCCAUUACGGUUUUCUAUUUACUUGAGCUUGUCUGUGAUUCAAUUCGGGCUCUUCUUUGCCUUUGGUGCUUUGGAACCCGGAUCAAUCGCCAGUCUGGUAACUAUAGCUGGCGUCUGUGGAUAUAUCCUGAGUCUGGAUCUUGUUGGCAUCUUGGAUCGGCUAUUUCUCAAACUGUGGCGGAAGUCGAAAGUCGAUACCCAUCUCAACUCAAGCCAACACCGGUAUCAUGUGAGCCGAUCAAAAACGUCCAGGAAACAUAGCAAUAAAGUGCCUUUCUCAAAAAUUGCCCAAACCGUGAAAGAGUUCUUCAUCCACUUGAUAUUUCUCACCAUAACGAUAGCAAUAUUGAUCUGGUACCCAUACCAGCCUUAUCAGCAGCAAUCCUCUGAAGGAGAAUUCCUCGAAACGGGGUCGCCUGCCUCUAAUGAGACCAAAAGCGGAAAUGGUACAACAUCACAGUUGAGGAUAAACCGAACCUUUUCGGUUCAUGUGGUUGUACUUGGUUGGAUUUGCGUGGGCUUAUAUCUAUUCCUGAAGAUCACCAAUGAAAUCCAAAAGGUGUAUAGUUUGUUUGGGUGUGUCCGGAGCCCUUGUUACUCUAGCCAAGUGGACACUCUCCCCAACAUGGUGUGGAUCUGCUUCCGGUCAUUAAUCAUCCAUUUUGGAUCACCAAUCUUACUAUCCUGCUACGUGAAGAACCUUGUCCUCGAGGAUUCAAUCUUGUUCCUGGAUCCCUUGCCCAAGUGGUUCGAGAUCUUGGCCUUAAUCCGAAUCAUGCGCUGGAUCUGGCAGAACUCUGAGGCUGCCCUCAUAGAGGUAGGAAUGCUGAACCUUUUCCUUCUCAUCAAUUACCCGUUGGCCCAGCAAUCUGGCUCCGUCGGAUUUUUUGUCAAUGAGUUGUCCAGGGGUGUCCAGCUUUUGGCCUUUGGCUUUCUCCGAGAUAGGAUCAAACAGUUCGUCGAAAAACUUUAUUUUGUCAUCAGCCUAACCGUGUCGUCCUUGGAGGAUCGGGCCAGCAAGAGGUCAUAUGCCGGUUGUCUGUUUCAACUCAAUAUUCUAUUUUUUCCCGUUGUGUUAGGAUUUAUACUCAUCUCAUCACUAAUAUCAGCUCCCUUGUUGGCGUCCUUCACACUACCAAUAUUCUUCAUAGCGUUUCCGAGACCCAUAAAGUUCUGGCCUGGACCGAUUGGAUCACAGGCCAAUUGCAGUGAGGAUUCAGUUUAUUAUCAACAAAUGAUCCCAUCCUUGAUUCCAGCCGUUCAUCGGGCUAAUCGGGCCGGUCGUUUGGGCGUGCUUCACGUGGGAAGUUAUUUGAUUGUCCGCCAUGAAGACAGGCUUGUGUGGAUUCAAGUGUUAGAAAAAGGAAACAAUUACUUCUAUUAUGGCGCCAAAGGUAUGGAAUUGCAGGAGACAAGUUGUCACAGUCUAGAAGCCACUAGAUUGGACGAUAUCUUCUUGGACACGUUUGAGAAGCAGGCUUCUAUGAACCGGUUUAUGUUCCACACCGUGACACCAUUAGUGAGCCUCCCUGUCUUGAUGUAUUCAGAUACAAGAAAUGUCUUGACUGGGAUCAUCGAAUCUCAAGACACAUUGGGUUUGAUCUGCAAGACGUAUCUCCAGACUUUGGUUUGGUACUUGUUCAAAUGGAUCAUCAAGGCCAAACACAAGAAAUCCUGUAUUGUUCCAAUGCAAAUUACACAAUCCUCCGAAGAGAUCGAUACCACAGCGGACCACGUCAUCCAGUUGGCUCAACUUCAAGAUCCAGACCCAAUAUCAAGCGACAGUGUGAACGAGAUAGACCUUGAUGAAUGGCCAAGCUCAGAAUCCACGACGGAACAACUCCAAUGGGCUCAAACCACGACUAUGGGCAAUCCUAAUUUGGGUCCCCGGAUAUCUACACCGGGUUCGACCAUUUUCGAUCAGAUGAGUGAUAUUGUGGACGGAGAUUACGAGAGUGGCGUAGAAGACGUUCACGGUAAAUCUCUUCCACGAAAUAAACUCCUACCUCCCAUUAAUAUUGGGCACUCAAGCGCCACAAAUGUUCAAAGAACAGAUUCCCUUGAUAGCUUAUCCAAAAAGUUGGAUAACAUCUAUUUACCGGGAGGAGUGUUAGAAAAGACCCCACAAGCUCAGCGACGUGAGCCCUUGACCAAGGAGUUAACCUUUGCCAGCCCAAAGCCGGAUCAAAGGACCUUCAAAACCUUCAUGGCCUCCAGGUUGGCACCCGAUUUGCAUUGGCUGAACCUCCCUGAGUUCUUCAAUACUCACGAGGAAAUCCUGGAAAACAACUUUUCCAGGGAGUGGUUCGUGUUUGCUUUCAAGAGGACCUUUAAGACCUUCUUAGAAAAUCAAGGACAUCACGAUACAGACCAAGAGCUAGAGGAUCUCCUUGUCGACGAAGACUUGACCGACAUGUACAGAAAGGUUAUCAAAGAUGCCUUCUUGACAGUCUAUGGACCGUAUUCUGGUCGUAAUGCCAAUGCUUUGGCAGCCAGUGGAGGCCCAGCUUUGCCAGUCAAUGCUUUUGGCUCCGUUUUCCCAACAUCAGUUCAACUUGAUUGGAUCCGGAACGAAACUCCAGCCUUCUUGGACCAAGUGAUCAUCCCAUCGAUUCGUUCGGCCUUCAAACUGGCCAUGGACCAAGUGCUUUUGGGCUUUUUCUCAUCCAUGGAGGAGUUGGAGGAGAACCUCAUUGAAUUGGACGAGAAGUGGUAUCUCGGCCUUGAGGACGAACCAGAGUGGAAAAAGGCCGUGGCCCGGCAAGUUCCCAACCUUUUUAGUGUCUCUGCAGUUGAAGCUGGGGGCCGCACUUCUCGAACCUUGUACCGAUCCCACAUGCUUAGCUUGCGGGAAUGCGAGGUAAAUGUGGGUCGACUGAACCCUGAGGUGGUUAAAGGUUUGUGGGCCUCGCUCAACUUGGAACUUCUUUACUUGACCAAUGACGACGACGAGAGAUAUUCUAUUCAAGCUGAAGAGCGUUUACUUCGCAACCUCACUGUUCAAGUAGCGGAUCCUCCCUUGGGGUACACCAUUCAUUCGUCCGCUGCUAUUAGACAAGGAAUUGAACCGUUGUGACCUGUUGUUAUCUGAGACCAAAUCAUGACGCUGUGCCAAAUUGGAUAAACACAAAUAGCACAAUUAUCGAUGGAAAAUAAAGAGACUGGAUAUUCUUUUCAAA